Messenger RNA from Dichomitus squalens LYAD-421 SS1, 742 nucleotides. RefSeq lists its product as uncharacterized. The annotation marks the transcript as partial. Lineage: Eukaryota; Fungi; Basidiomycota; Agaricomycetes; Polyporales; Polyporaceae. The transcript has 2 exons. The record is from RefSeq and is a predicted model, not a curated record.
AUGUCUAUUAGAUACAACCUCAGACGUCGCCCGCCGGGCACGGAGGUUCUCUCGGCCGCUCAGCCUUCGGUACCAGGUAGCCCUCUUACUGGGACCGAGUCCCCUACCGGUGGUGUCAGCCCCGGAACCGAGCGCGGUGUCCCCGCCUCGGGUUCCCAGUCCUCCGCUAUUGUAGCUGGGCUGGUGACUGCAGACGCAGAUGCCCCGAGGGCUUUAAACUCUCCCGUUUCCGACGCCGGCGAGGGCGUUCGGAAGUAUCCAGUGACCGUCGAGGACGGCUCUGACGACGACGGCGGCCCUUGGAUUCCAGUCCAACGGCGUCGCCGUGCUCGCAGUGCGGACGCCGCUCCGCCUGCUCGAGAUCCCGUCACUGCGCAGGACGGCCCCGUACUCACUUCUCCUCAGCGGACGGCCGUUGAUACGGCCGCCGCGAGCCUUACUUCAGCGGAACGGGACCGCUAUUCCCGCCGGAUGGCAGCGGUCGAGACGACUCGCCCGCGUUCCCUCUCUCCCGAGCAUCGGGGUGAGGGUCCCUCUCGGGACAAGGGGAAGACCGUGGAUGCACGGAACUGGGGUGCCUCGGGCAUCCCAGACGAUGAGCUAGACCCUAACGCGCAGAGGCGCGAGCUGCAGUUGUAUAGUACUGGGCAUCACAAUAUAUUUGAUAACUAUGAUACAGACGAGCAGCGUGCCAUGCUGGAGUAUUGCCAAGCUCGAAAGCAAGGGCGGAAGGACUCAGAAC